This is a messenger RNA of Erigeron canadensis, 1317 nucleotides long. Its product is annotated as serine/threonine-protein kinase SAPK3-like. Lineage: Eukaryota; Viridiplantae; Streptophyta; Magnoliopsida; Asterales; Asteraceae. The record is from RefSeq and is a predicted model, not a curated record. The transcript has 10 exons. Gene Ontology annotation, molecular function: protein serine/threonine kinase activity; ATP binding. The coding region runs from base 111 to 1133 and encodes 340 amino acids. Gene Ontology annotation, biological process: protein phosphorylation; intracellular signal transduction.
CCUUGUUGAAAACAAUACCCUUUAUAUAUCCUUUCUUUUCAAACUUAGUUAACAACGACUCUUUCUCUCUAUACUUCACAAAAUACUACUUCUAAAACCCUGUCUUCUUAAUGGAGGAAAAAUAUGAGCCGUUAAAAGAGCUCGGUUCCGGGAAUUUUGGAGUUGCAAGGCUGGUUAGAGAUAAAAGGACCAAAGAGUUGCUAGCAGUCAAAUAUAUUGAAAGAGGGACUAAGAUUGAUGAAAAUGUUAAAAGGGAAAUAAUCAAUCACAGAUCACUCAGGCAUCCAAAUAUCAUUAGGUUCAAGGAGGUCUUUUUAACACCGACACAUCUGGCUAUUGUGAUGGAAUAUGCAGCUGGUGGUGAACUCUUUGUCAAGAUUUGCAGUGCUGGUAGAUUUAGUGAAGAUGAGGCUCGGUUUUUCUUCCAACAGCUUAUAUCUGGGGUCAGCUACUGUCAUUCAAUGGAAAUUUGUCACAGAGAUCUGAAACUUGAGAACACUCUCUUAGAUGGAAGUCGUACCCCACGUCUCAAGAUUUGUGACUUUGGUUAUUCAAAGUCUGGCUUAUUGCACUCGCAACCAAAAUCGACAGUCGGAACACCAGCAUACAUUGCUCCCGAGGUUUUAUCUCGUAAAGAAUAUGAUGGCAAGAUUGCAGAUGUUUGGUCCUGUGGGGUGACUCUUUAUGUUAUGCUUGUAGGUGCUUACCCUUUUGAGGAUCCCAGAGACCCUCGAGAUUUCCGUAAAACAAUCGGGAGAAUCAUGAGCGUUCAGUACUCAAUACCUGAUUACGUGCGUGUUUCACGAGAAUGCAGACACCUGCUUUCACACAUUUUUGUUGCUAAUCCAUCCAAGAGGAUCACAAUAGCGGAAAUCAAGAAACAUCCUUGGUUUAUGAAAAACAUGCCAAAGGAGCUGGUGGAAGGUGAAAAAACAAACUAUGAGAACACAAGCCGUGAUCUUCAAAGUGUUGAUGAUAUUAAUCGGAUUUUACAAGAAGCUAAGACUCCCGGGGAAGGAUCCUCCACAAAUGAAGAGAUUGUCAUUGGAAACGGGUCAUUUGAUCAAGAUGAUGAUGAAACUGAUUUGGAAUACGAGAUCGAAUCUAGUGGAGAUUAUGCGGGCCAAGCUUGAAGAUUCGAUCACAAAUACUAUGCUUGAUUAUAUUUUUUGAAGGUGUGUUUUGGGUUUCUAAUUUCUUAGUGUGAAGCUUUCUUUUGUAUUCAUGGGUGAAUCUUUUUUGUAAUAUAACAAGUUUGUGUAGGUUGCAUUUGGUAUAAGAUAUUAAUGUGCUAUGUCAUGAUACAUAAGUUUUGAA